Daldinia vernicosa is the source of this 3513-nucleotide messenger RNA. Its product is annotated as DUF221-domain-containing protein. Gene Ontology annotation, molecular function: calcium-activated cation channel activity. The transcript is spliced from 5 exons. The coding region runs from base 558 to 3167 and encodes 869 amino acids. The record is from RefSeq and is a predicted model, not a curated record. Gene Ontology annotation, cellular component: plasma membrane. Lineage: Eukaryota; Fungi; Ascomycota; Sordariomycetes; Xylariales; Hypoxylaceae.
UCAUGACUUCUCCACCCUUGCAAAACAUCCUUCCCAGUUCCCAUCAAGUUUGUGAAGAUCUGACGGCAAGGAUCGUCUCUAAAUCCUGAAAAUUUCUGGCAAUUCUGGCAACCUCACACAAAAUCUAGACUUUUGGUAGUUGAAGCUCGCGUUCAUAUCAAAUAUCAAAUACAAGGCAUACAGACCACACACCCACACACCGUAGCAUGUCUUCACCAAUUCACCCUCUCUUUUUCUUUUUGUCUACUAUAUCGCUUUUCCUUUGAUAGGGAGUGACAUUCAUGAUACAUAUCCCAGAUCUACGGAACGACGAUCACUGACGAUCUGCUGGAGCCGAUAGUUUCCUUUUUAGCUCGAGUUACAGAGUUACACGUACAUAGCCGCCUACGUCUGCUGUAAUCUACCUUUGUUGUUUCUUCUUCUAUACACCGCCCGCAGCUGUUGAAAAAAUACAGUCGGCAUGGUCAAUUGGAUUAAUUAACAUCCAUCUCCUCGGCCUAUCAUAAUAACUACCUACGCCUCCUACUGAGUAGGUAGAGGCAUCAUCAACAAUAAGGAUGAGCGACUCUAAUACCGACCCUAAUAACACUCCGCCAGCGUCGGCUGCUUCUCUUUACCUCACUCUCGGGCCUGUUGCUUUGACUGCCGGCGUCUAUUUCACCAUAUUCCUGAUCCUGCGAAAGAGCCAGAGGCGAUACUAUGCUCCUCGAACCUAUCUAGGAAGUCUUCGUCCUAGCGAGCGAUCGCCAGUUCUUCCCAAUGGCUGGUUUAAUUGGAUUAGCACAUUUUGGAAGAUUCCUGAUGUCCAUGCAUUACAGCAUCAAUCCUUAGAUGCUUAUCUUUUCCUCCGGUUUUUACGUAUUCUAGUCACCAUCUGCUUCGCGGGAUGCUGUAUACUAUGGCCGGUGCUCUUCCCCGUGAACGCCACGGGGAGCAACCAAGCUGCUUUGCAGGUAGAUAUGCUCUCUUACGCUCGCGUUGAUAAGGACACGCAGUCGAGCCGCUACUAUGCCCACACCUUUAUGGCCUGGAUCUUCUACGGGUUUGUCAUGUACAUGAUCCUACGCGAAUCCAUAUUCUACGUCAACUUGCGACAGGCAUUUUUGCUUUCGCCUUUCUAUGCUAACCGCAUUUCAUCGCGAACUGUGCUCUUCGUUUCCGUUCCCGACAAAUAUCUGGAUGAGGCUAGAUUACGCAAAGUCUACGGCGACUCGGUUAAGCAUGUUUGGAUCACGGGUGACACAGAGAAGCUUGACGAUCUUGUUAAGGAACGCGACGAGGUCGCUAUGAAACUAGAGAAGGCCGAGGUAAAGCUGAUAAAGCUUGCCAAUGCCCAACGCAUCAAGUCGGCUAAGAAAGGGGGUUCUAACAACGAGAGAGCUGAAGUACCCGUGGACGCGGAGUCGGGUAGCUUAGCUGCUCGCUGGGUUCCCGAGAAGAAACGGCCCACCCACCGACUUGGAUUCCUUGGUCUUGUAGGCAAAAAGGUCGACACUAUUAACUGGUGCCGGGCUGAGCUUGAACGCAUCAUCCCGGCUGUCGAGGCUGCGCAGGGAGAAUACCGUACUGGAAAAUUCAAAAAGAUCCCCAGUGUCUUCAUCGAGUUCUACCGCCAGGCAGACGCCGAAACAGCCUACCAGGUUUUGUCACAUCACCAGGCCUUACAAAUGACACCCAAAUAUAUCGGCAUCACGCCUGGCGAAAUUGUCUGGGGUGCGCUUAAGGUUUCAUGGUGGCAGAGGAUUGUCCGAAGAUUCGCAGUACUUGGCUUCAUCGCCGUACUCAUCGUCUUCUGGGCGGUUCCGGUCGCUGUGGUCGGUGCAAUUUCGAAUAUCACAUAUCUUGCUAACCAGGUCUUCUUCCUUAAAUGGCUCCUGUCGAUCCCUGACGUCGUCCUGGGAUUCAUCCAGGGGUUGCUACCCAGUGUUGCCUUAUCUAUUCUCAUGUCGCUUGUACCUGUAAUCAUGAGAUUAUGUGCCAAGCUCUCAGGGGAGCCUUCCCUGUCGCGAGUCGAGCUAUUCACUCAGAACGCGUACUUCUUUUUCCAGCUUAUUCAAGGCUUCUUGGUAGUAACGAUCGCAUCAUCAGCAACAGCUGUCGCAGCGCAAAUAUACCAAAACCCUGGCUCGGUUACAAGUAUUCUAGCGGAGAACCUUCCCAAAGCCUCUAACUUUUACAUCUCAUACUUCAUCGUACAGGGUCUGGGCGUCGCCGCAAGCGUGCUCGCUCAGGUUGCCGGAUUCGUAAUUUUCACGCUCAUGUACAAGUUCCUAGCAGGGACACCACGUGCUCUCUAUAAUAAGUGGGCAAACCUCAGCGCCAUAUCUUGGGGUAGCGUAUUGCCGGUAUACACCAAUAUCGCCGUGAUCAGUAUUACGUACGCUGCCAUCGCGCCAUUGGUGCUUGGUUUCGCCACUGUCGGUCUCUCGCUAUUCUACCUCGCAUGGCGUUACAAUGUUCUCUUUGUCACGGACACGGCUGUCGACACUCGGGGCUUAAUAUAUCCUCGAGCAUUGAAACAGCUCUUUUCCGGCAUCUACAUCGCCGAGCUGUGUAUGAUUGGAAUUUUUGCUACCUCGGUGGCCAUCGGCCCCUUGAUUCUUAUGAUAGCAUUCCUCAUUUUUACUAUUCUAUUCCACGUAACUAUCAACAGCGCUAUCGACCCCCUACUUUAUAACCUCCCUCGGACUCUUGAGGCUGAGGAGGAAUCAAAGUCCUUGCACGUGGAGAGUCCCACUCGAGACGCUAGCUACUCUACUGUCCAAAACGGUGAACGGGAUGGUAUCUUGGAUGCCAAGAAGAUAUCCUCUGGUGAUACUGCUGUUGCGGGGAAGAAGCCAGGGUUUUUAGCCAAGUUCCUGAAGCCGUGGCAAUACUGCGAUUAUGAAACGUUGCGCAAGCUUGUGCCUCAUGACCAGGUCGACCCGAAUAACUUUUACACAGACGAGGUUGAACGCAACGCCUACUUCCCACCUUCGGUCAGCAGUGCUUCUCCGCUGCUUUGGAUCCCCCAGGACCCAAUGGGCAUCUCGAAGCAAGAGGUCCGGGAUACUAGCAAGGUGAUCCCAAUCACAGAUGAGGGAUGUAUACUAAGCGACAAGAACAAACUAGAAUGGGACACGGAGACUGUGCGACCACCUGUUUGGGAGGAAAAGGUCUAUUACUAAACUGAAUGUUUGAGGUUUAAGCCUCGUGGUAUGAGAUACCAGACUCACUCAAGAAUCACUACAAUGCAGAUUUAGUCCUACUAUGGCUUUCUCCAUGGUUGUUUCGAACUUGUCUUCUGUUUCGGGCUAUGAUAUCAAAUUUGAAUCACCAGUAUUAGGAUGGAGGUUUCGUUUUAGGUUGUUGAAGUCAGUGAUGAUUAAGGAUAUCGCUUACAGGAGUACUGAAAUGUCUAUUAUACCCUUCCAAUGAAGUUUUGCGAGCGUCAGGUUAAUUCCUGACUAUAAUAAUGAAGACGAUAGUAUUAAAAUAUGAUGGUCCUUUGUUGUAAUGAAUUCGUUGCUUGGC